Messenger RNA from Jaminaea rosea, 884 nucleotides. RefSeq lists its product as hypothetical. Bases 141 to 593 code for a protein of 150 amino acids. The transcript has 4 exons. The record is from RefSeq and is a predicted model, not a curated record. NCBI's taxonomy places the organism in Eukaryota, Fungi, Basidiomycota, Exobasidiomycetes, Microstromatales.
ACGACAAUUGCGAGUAGUGAGCCGCUGAUGACUUCCUCGCCAUGCGAGAUUGCCGGUCACCAUCUAUCUGUGCCAAUGGUCGAUGCUCCGUCCGCUUGAGUUGAGUCUCUCUUCACCUCGCCUGAUACGCUUCACCAAGCAUGCGCUCCAUGAACCCCACCUUCAUCGCCCUAUGCGCCUUCCUCACCGCCGCGCUCGCCAGCGCUUCGACCCUUCCUCAAGUCUGCAACGGCGCAAAGGACGCUCAUUGCCUCUAUACCCCUAUCGCGGCGUAUCGUACCCAAGAUCCCGAGAUCAAGGCCACGAAGGGCGCCAUCGUCAGCCAAGAGAGGGACCCUGUAGGUUCCAUCACCUACCUGAUCAAAGACGGCACUGCAGGCCAACUUACGAUCUUCUGCCACGAUGGAGGAGGCAACAAAUUUCUCUUUGACUUUGGUCAGGGGGCUAGCUCGAUCGUUGUGGACUCGGUGUUGAACGGUAAUGCCAAGGUGUACUUGAAUGACAAUCCUGGUGUUUACGCCGGCAUAGGCCAGACGCUGAUCUUGCGUAGCAACUCUGUCGGGGUUGAUGCUACGGUGACCUGCCCCCACUGAGUGUGCUUACUCUCAUAGUUGUUGUGCCCCUAUGCGCUCGCUCGUCCCAGCGCUUGCCCAAAAUGAAAGAUCAUUAGCGACCCAUCAUGCCCACUCUGAUCGUGAGCCCAUACUGUCAUAAAAACCCGCAGGCUCCUUCGCGAUCCUUACCCUGGGAGUGCUCGAUCGCGACGACAGCGGCUUGCCUCUCGCCCACCGCCUCGCUGUUCUGCUGUUGAGCCGCCUACAUCACUCUCUCUUCUAUCCACCCAUCCUGACUUCCACCAUGCACCUCGUCGCCAUUACCUUAGU